Jaculus jaculus (lesser Egyptian jerboa) is the source of this 525-nucleotide messenger RNA. Its product is annotated as protein PHTF2-like. The record is from RefSeq and is a predicted model, not a curated record. The coding region runs from base 1 to 525 and encodes 174 amino acids. The transcript has a single exon. NCBI's taxonomy places the organism in Eukaryota, Metazoa, Chordata, Mammalia, Rodentia, Dipodidae. Gene Ontology annotation, cellular component: endoplasmic reticulum.
AUGGCGUCCAAAGUCACAGAUGCUGUAGUCUGGUAUCAAAAGAAGACUGGAGCAUAUGACCAACAAAUAUGGGAAAAAUCUGUUGAACAAAGAGAAAUCAAGGGGUUAAGAAACAAACCAAAGAAAACAGCACAUGUGAAACCAGACCUCAUAGAUGUUGAUCUUGUAAGAGGGUCUGCAUUUGCUAAGGCAAAGCCUGAAAGUCCUUGGACUUCUCUGACUAGAAAAGGGAUUGUUCGAGUUGUAUUUUUCCCCUUUUUCUUCCGGUGGUGGUUACAAGUGACAUCGAAGGUCAUCUUUUUCUGGCUUCUUGUCCUUUAUCUUCUUCAAGUUGCCGCAGUAGCAUUAUUCUGCUCCGCUCCUAGUCCACCUUGCAUACCUCUAACGGAAGUGAUCGGGCCAAUAUGGCUGAUGCUGCUCUUGGGAACUGUGCUCUGCCAGAUUUUGUCAACAAGAACAUCCAAACCUCCUCUAAGCACAGGCGGGAAAAGAAGGUACUGCCUUUCAGAAGCAAUUGUUUUGUAG